This is a messenger RNA of Triticum aestivum (bread wheat), 1019 nucleotides long. Its product is annotated as probable ascorbate-specific transmembrane electron transporter 1. NCBI's taxonomy places the organism in Eukaryota, Viridiplantae, Streptophyta, Magnoliopsida, Poales, Poaceae. Bases 81 to 773 code for a protein of 230 amino acids. The transcript has 4 exons. The record is from RefSeq and is a predicted model, not a curated record. Gene Ontology annotation, molecular function: oxidoreductase activity.
CACGCUCAUGGACUGGACCUGCAAGGAGUUUGACUUUACAAAGGGAUUAAGACUUGGAUUCCUCUCCGUCGCCUGACGAGAUGGCCGUGCCGGCGCCGGCCAAGGCGGUGCGCGCGCUAGCAGCCACGGCGGCGGCGCUCGUGCUGCUGUGGUGCGUCCACUUCGGCGGCGGCCUCGCCCUCAGCUCCCCCACCAACAAGGGGCUCAUCUUUAACGUUCAUCCUGUGCUUAUGCUGAUUGGAUUCAUCAUCAUAGGGAGUGAAGCCAUAAUGAGCUACAAAACAUUGCCAUGGAGCCAUGACACAAAUAAGACAGUCCAUUUGAUUCUUCAUGCCGUUGCGCUUUUUCUGGGAUCGUUCGGGGUAUAUGUUGCCUUCAAGUUUCACAAUGAAAGUGGAAUCGCUAAUCUAUACAGCUUACACUCCUGGGUUGGACUUGGCGCUAUCAUUUUGUAUGGUUUACAGUGGGUAUCUGGCUUUCUCACCUUCUUCUUUCCCGGCGCUUCGCCGACACUCCGACGUGCCAUGCUCCCGUGGCACGUUCGUGCUGGGAUCGUGGUCUAUGUGCUGGCACUGCUCGCGGCCGAGCUGGGGUUCCUGGAGAAGCUCACUUUCCUUCAGGCUGCUGGUCUGGGAAAAUACAGCUCGGAAGCCCUGCUGGUAAACUUCACUGCCCUUGUUGUCUUACUACUGGGCGCAUUUGUCGUGCUGUAUGUCACUGCUCCUGCGCAGAGCGAGCACAGGCUUGGGUAUUCAUCAGUGCGCAAGUCCUGAUUCCUGAGCCGGCUGCUCGAUUUUGUUCCAUCAUUUGUAUAUUUGAAGCACAGGCAAUAACAUUUCAUCUUCUUUUACACUCUUUUCUGCAAACUAGUUCCGAUUCAGAAUUGCAGAAUGUAAAAUUUUGCUGUCUUGUUUACCAGUAGAUUUUCUUUAGUUGCUGCAAUCUAGUUCAGGUUCAGAACCAUGAAAUGUGAAAUUUUGCCGUCUUGGUGACAAGUAAGAUGACAAAUCCUUCUUUGA